AUGAAGCAAACUCCCGGGGUGGUCGAUCUUCAAAUGAACCGUUCGUCGCGGCCAGAAGCUCUGAUCCUCCCCUCGAAUCUUCUAAAGUUCUUAACUGAGGUGAACAAUUCUCCGUCCCAACAGGUUGUUCAUGGUGGUUCUCCGCGUUGGUCUUGCCCACCGUCGGGUAGACUGAAGCUAAAUGUCGACGGAGCAUGGGAGAAGGAGAAUUACGUAGGAGGUGUAGGAGUUAUCAUCAGGAAUGAUGAAGGAUCUUUUAUGGGUGCGGCUACCUACAUGUUCAUGGACGUGUUCUCACGCAUCCAGGUGGAAGCAUUGGCCAUGAGAGUGAGUCUUGAAAUGGUGGUUGAAAGGGACUUGAACAAGAUUAUUAUCGAGAGUGAUGCGUUUCAGAUCAUAUCGGCAAUGAAGGAGCCUUCGGUGAAUUCGUCUCUCAUUGGACCUAUCAUCGAGGACAUCAAAGUCUUACUGUCUAUGGUCACUGAAGCUUCGGUUGCCCAUGUCUGCCGUCAAGCUAACUCAGUAGCCCAUAAAUUGGCUCGUUUUGCCCUCCAUGGAGGAGGAAAUUGUGGGUGCCUAAACCCUUCAAUCUCAGCAAAUGGGUAUGUUCCAGAUUCUGAAAAUUUGAACAAUAUAUGA
Messenger RNA from Pyrus x bretschneideri (Chinese white pear), 639 nucleotides. RefSeq lists its product as uncharacterized. The record is from RefSeq and is a predicted model, not a curated record. Bases 1 to 639 code for a protein of 212 amino acids. Lineage: Eukaryota; Viridiplantae; Streptophyta; Magnoliopsida; Rosales; Rosaceae. The transcript is spliced from 3 exons. Gene Ontology annotation, molecular function: nucleic acid binding; RNA-DNA hybrid ribonuclease activity.